This is a messenger RNA of Eleginops maclovinus (Patagonian blennie), 2470 nucleotides long. RefSeq names its product magnesium transporter protein 1-like. NCBI's taxonomy places the organism in Eukaryota, Metazoa, Chordata, Actinopteri, Perciformes, Eleginopidae. Bases 101 to 1087 code for a protein of 328 amino acids. The transcript has 10 exons. The record is from RefSeq and is a predicted model, not a curated record. Gene Ontology annotation, cellular component: oligosaccharyltransferase complex.
AGUACCUAUUCGUCGGUUGCCUACCGUUAAUAAUCCUCGAAGAAGAAGAAGACGAAGGGAAGGGAGAAGAAGAGUAAACAGUGUUGCAGACGGCCUCAGAAUGUUUGGAAAACUUUUGUUCUUGCUGUUUCUCCCCGUUAUUAUCUACAAUGACCCUGCUGACGCACAGAAGAAAAAAGAGACUCUGCUGUCAGAGAAGGUAACUCAGAUGAUGGAGUGGACCUCCAAGCGUUCAGUGAUCAGGAUGAAUGGGGAUAAAUUCCGUCGCUUUGUCAAGGCUCCUCCCAGAAACUACUCGGUGGUCAUCAUGUUUACAGCCCUGCAGCCACAGAGGCAGUGCGGGGUCUGCAAACAAGCUGACGAGGAGUUCCAGAUGCUGGCUAACUCUUGGCGUUAUUCCUCUGCAUUUACAAACAAAGUCUUCUUCGCAACUGUAGACUUUGAUGAAGGAUCCGACGUCUUUCAGAUGCUUAGUAUGAAUUCUGCUCCGACCUUUCUGCACUUCCCAGCCAAAGGGAAACCUCGCAAGACUGAUACCUAUGAGCUGCAGGUCAGAGGCUUUGCAGCUGAGCAGCUUGCCAGAUGGGUGGCAGACAGAACUGAUGUGCAGAUCCGCGUCAUUCGUCCUCCCAACUAUGCAGGGCCUCUCCUGCUGGGCUUCCUCCUGGCUGUGAUUGGAGGACUGGCAUAUCUGCGAAGACACAAUUUGGAGUUUCUCUUUAACAAGAAUGUCUGGGCGUUCUCUGCACUGUGCUUUGUCCUGAUCAUGACCUCGGGCCAGAUGUGGAACCACAUCAGAGGUCCGCCUUAUGCACACAAGAACCCCAGUACCGGGCAAGUGAGUUACAUCCAUGGCAGCAGUCAGGCUCAGUUUGUGGCUGAGACGCACAUCAUCCUCCUCUUCAAUGCUGCUGUUACCAUGGGGAUGGUGCUACUGUGCGAGGCCGCCACCUCUGACAUGGACAUUGGAAAGAGGAAGAUCAUGUGUGUAGCAGGUAUUGGUCUGGUGAUGCUGUUCUUCAGCUGGCUGUUGUCCAUAUUCAGAGCAAAGUACCAUGGAUACCCAUACAGCUUCCUGAUGACUUAGAGAUCAACAGUGCCUCCAACUUUAAAGCAAGUAUGAACAGGGAGUUCCUCAAAAUGCUAAAUAAGCAGAGGACUGUCCAUGGCAAUGCCACUUUUCUGUUGGCUAAGCCAUGGCUUGUCUCAUAUCUGUUGAGCCAAAAGUGUGUGUGUAUACACACAUACACCCACACACUGUGCCUUCAAAGACUCACCAAGCAAUUCACUUUCCAACAACAGAGCCUCAACCAGUAUGCAUUCUACACUGUGCCAAAAGCUGGUGUCUUUCCGUCCAGCUCCUACUGGACACAAAUCUGUCUGCAUCUUAUUUUUCUGAACUUCCCAUCGGAGCUGUUGUCCAAGUUUUCUUAGCCUUGUGAAAAUCUGUAAUUUUGGAGACAUCCUAGAAAGCUCUAGGAUAGUAAUAAAUGAAGGUUAAAUGGUGACUCUUUUCUGUCCACUUGUCAAAAGGUUUUUAUUUAGAAAGAAUCAACACAUUUAAAAUGUUCCCGUUAUAAGUAGAAGCACUAUCGCAUAAAUCCAUUGAAACUCAGAUACAAAGGUAUUUAUUGCGGGAAACACAACUCUCCAUAUUUAUUGUUGUGCCUUAAACUGCCCCGUUACCGGGCUGUAGGAUGGCAUGUCCUGAGAUCAACUAAUAAUAGUCAUUUUUUUCAAGUGAUUUGUAUAACUCUUAAGGUAAUCUGCAUUCAUCACUAUUCUCACUCAGUGGUGGGCAGUUUAUAAAGUUAGAGGACACAAUGACCUGAGCUAAAUCAAUAUCUGUUUGUGGACAAAAAGACCAUCUAUCUAACUCAAAUAAACAGCCACCACCUGGUGGAUACACAAGUGAUGGAAUUGCCCUUUCUAUGUUUUUUACAUCAAACACUCAGGGUUUGCUAUGAACCAUUUUGUGAUCCAGUAGUACAAGUCAGUUAAGGGAUGGGAGUUUUAUAACAUUUAAAAACCCAUUUCAUCUUCAAAUGGUCAACUAAGAAAUAGCAGUUUGGAGGGGUGUUGAAAGGAAAACGUCUUUUUUUCCAAUUAAAACACAUCUACUAUAACUGUACUAAAUAACUGAUGUUUGGAUGAAUCAAGUAACUUGAGAACAAAGCAUGUUCACAUAUACUUUGUUUUCACCUGUAAUAGGUCUUUAGGUAAAACUGUUCAAAUGGAAAAGGUACGACUGGCAACUUAACCAUUUUCUCGUCCUGUUAGAAUAUCUCAUUAUAUUUGUUGUCACUUACAAUGAAGCAAGAAUAGCCUUUACUGGGAGUGGGAUUCUGAAAUGUGAUGUACACUAACUCAUUGAAAGGAUACUCAGAAGUACACAUUAUGUUGUGUUAAGUGCUUUGAAUGUUUGUGGUUACUUGAGGUGGUUAUUUCUUAUUAAAGUGCCUUAACUGAC